Molecule: messenger RNA, 1317 nt
Organism: Dufourea novaeangliae
Lineage: Eukaryota; Metazoa; Arthropoda; Insecta; Hymenoptera; Halictidae
Gene: Vps36
Product: vacuolar protein-sorting-associated protein 36
Exons: 6
Coding region: 109-1317 (402 amino acids)
Biological process (GO): protein transport to vacuole involved in ubiquitin-dependent protein catabolic process via the multivesicular body sorting pathway
Cellular component (GO): late endosome membrane; ESCRT II complex
Molecular function (GO): ubiquitin binding; phosphatidylinositol-3-phosphate binding
Source: RefSeq, a predicted model, not a curated record
ACGGUUCGAACACAGUAGAAUUGAUGGUAGACCCACUUAAAGUUCGUACAAACUUUUUUACAAGUCGUUCAGAGAAUCACUUACCUUUAGCCUUAACCUCAAAAAACAAUGAAUAGAUUUGAAUACAUUGAAGCUCGAUUCUUCCCGAAUGAGAAAUAUGUACGUUGUGAUGUCAGCGUACGCUUAUAUGAUGGCGACAACAAGACAAGCUUUGAAGGUGGUGAAUUAGUACUUACAACCCACAGAAUUCUUUGGGGAAAACCUGGUGACAUAUCUGAUGGUCAAACAUGCCUUUCGCUAUCACUUUGUCAUAUUAUUUUCUUUGAAGAAGAAGCUCCUGGUCCAUUUUCUUUCGGACGUAGAAAAAAAGUUAUUAUACACCUCUCUGAGGCUCCAGGUGAUAAGAUGCCUGGACCAUUGGAUAAUAGCAUUUAUAGUUACAUAAAGUUAUCAUUCAAAGAAGGAUUAGAUCCAAACUUUGUUCUACAUUUAUCUGAUGCUAUUAUGAGACGAAUGUGGGAGUUAAUGCCUAUUACACCGAUAAUUUAUUCUACUACUGAUAUGCAAAAUAGUCGGAGCAAUGCCAAACCACUUCCACAAAUAAAAACCAGAACAGGCAUCAUAGGAAUAGAAAGAAGUCUUCGAGAAAAACAAAAAGCGACAGAUGAUAGUAUAUCAAUGGCUUUCCAAGAUCUGAAGAAGCUUAUGGAAAUGGCCAAAGACAUGGUUUCCAUAUCGAAAACCAUCUCAACGAAAAUACGGGAGAGACAAGGAGACAUCACGGAGGAUGAAACAGUCAGAUUUAAAUCCUACUUAAUGAGUCUUGGCAUUGAUGACCCUGUAACUCGAGAUGCAUACAAGAGCAGUAAUGAAUAUUUCAAGCAGUUGGCAAAACAACUGGCAAAUAUCUUGGAAGAACCUGUUAAAGAAGUUGGUGGAAUGAUGACAUUAACAGAUGUUUAUUGUCGUGUAAACAGAGCUAGAGGCAUGGAGCUUUUGUCACCAGAGGAUCUAUUAAAUGCCAGUAGACAAUUAGCACCUUUAGGUUUACCUAUAGUAUUAAGAAUUUUUGAUAGUGGAGUUAUGGUCCUUCAAAUUCAAUCUCAUAAUGAUAUUGCUAUAGUUGAUGUCAUUGCAAACUUGAUAAAGGACAGAGGGUCUCUAACAGCAGAAGAACUUGCACAAUCAGAAGGUAUAUCUGUUCUUCUAGCUCGUGAACGAUUAUUAGUUACAGAAAAAUAUGGUAAAGCAUGUAGGGAUGACACAAUUGAAGCUUUAAGAUUUUAUCCUAAUUUAUUUUUGGAGGGAAAUGACUAA